GUGCGCCAGUGUGUAACGCUAAAGACUGGAAGGAGGCAGCUGUUGCUAUUAUUUUAACCAGCCAGCGCAGAUCCUUCUCCGAGUUCUCCCCUCCCGUGGACAGGAAAAAGAUGACCCUGUCCACACCAUCAUAAACAUACGACAACUGAAGGAGAUUUUUUUUUUUUUUUUUUAAAGUGAAAUCAAAUGGUACAGAAAAGUAGUAGUAUGUCCAGGACGCCUUCGACCCCAAACCAGGAGAUCCCAAUGGGCAUGAUCGACCACCAUCCGCACACGCAGGGAAAGUAUGCUAAGAGGAAGAGCCGGUUUAAGCGCUCAGAUGGGAGCACCUCUUCUGACACCACCUCGAACAGCUUUGUCCGCCAGGGCUCUGCAGACUCCUACACCAGCCGGCCGUCGGACUCAGACGUGUCCUUGGAGGAGGACCCCGAGGCUCUGAGGAAAGAGGCUGACAGACAGGCUCUUGCCACACUUGAAAAAGCAAAGACCAAACCAGUGGCAUUUGCUGUGCGCACCAAUGUUGGUUAUAACCCAGGUCCCAAUGAUGAUGUUCCUGUGCAGGGCAUGGCCAUUUCCUUCGAAGCCAAAGACUUCUUGCACAUUAAAGAGAAGUACAACAACGACUGGUGGAUCGGGCGCCUGGUGAAGGAGGGCUGUGAGGUGGGCUUCAUUCCCAGCCCGGUCAAACUGGAGAACACCCGCCUGCUGCAGGAGCAGCGGAUGAGACAAAAUCGGCUCAGCUCCAGUAAAUCUGGAGGAAGUUCAAGUCUGGAUGUUGCCACUGGAACUCGCAGGCCAACCCCUCCAGGAACAGCUCCCGUGGACACGUCCACAGCAGCCUUUGACGUUGACCCUCUCGACCUGGAUGCCGAGGAGACCCCUGAGUCGCAGGGUGACCCUCGCUCCCCCAAGGGCAUGUCAGGCAGCGUAACUUCCCCCCAAGCGAACGCCCACCGACUGCCCUUCUUUAAGAAGAUGGAGCACGUUCCUCCAUACGACGUGGUUCCCUCCAUGAGACCCAUCAUCCUUGUUGGACCUUCACUAAAAGGUUAUGAGGUCACAGAUAUGAUGCAGAAAGCGCUCUUUGACUUUCUGAAACACAAGUUUGAGGGAAGGAUAUCCAUCACACGUGUGACAGCAGACAUCUCUCUGGCCAAACGUUCAGUCCUCAACAAUCCCAGCAAACACACCAUCAUCGAACGCUCCAGUACCCGCUCCAGCUUGGACGUACUGGCUGAGGUGCAGAGUGAGAUUGAACGUAUCUUUGAGCUGGCCCGCACCCUCCAGCUUGUUGCUUUGGAUGCAGACACCAUCAACCAUCCCUCUCAGCUGGCCAAGACAUCACUGGCUCCCAUUAUUGUUUAUAUUAAAAUAGCCUCACCCAAGGUUCUCCAGAGGCUCAUUAAAUCCAGAGGGAAAUCCCAGGCCAAACAUCUGAAUGUGCAGAUGGUUGCUGCUGACAAGCUGGCUCAAUGUCCACCUGAGUUGUUUGACAUCAUCCUGGAUGAGAACCAGCUGGAGGAUGCAUGUGAACACCUUGCAGACUACCUGGAGGCCUACUGGAAAGCGACACACCCGCCGAGCAGCAACCCUCCCAACCCUCUUCUAAACCGCACCAUGGCCACAGCUGCCCUGGCUGCCUCCCCUGAGCCCGUCUCCAACCUGCAGGGUCCAUACCUGGUUCAUGGUGAACAGAAGCGUGAAGGGGGUCUUACAGAGUGCGGUGGGAGCAGCACUCUGCACGACUAUGAGAGAGACCUGGGUGGAAAGCCUCAGCAGCAACACCAGCAGCAGGCUUACCUGCGCUCGUCUCGCGGCCAGCUACGAGGGGGUAGCGGGAGAGGCCUGUCCCGUCAAGACACCUUCGACUCUGAGACCCAGGGCAGCCGAGACUCAGCCUACACUGAGGCCGGUGACUCCUGUAUGGACAUUGAGACUGACCCUUACGAAGAGCCCGACCCAUACAGAGGUGGUGGAGGCAUCCGUCUUCACCUGGCGCAGCAUCACGGCCGACAGGCCUCCUGGGAAGAUGAAGGUGCAGAACCGGACCAGGAAAACCUCAACCACCCUUCGAUGCCUAGCCAGACGCAGCCGCAUGGACGGGCCAAGCUGAGGGAGCGCUACUGCCAGGACCCCGUGGACACAGGAUCCAACAUGAGCCGCAACAAGAACCAGGACGACUGGGGAAAGGAUGUUUACAUCCGCUGAAUGCUCACCACAGAGACUUGGAAGAUACAGACUGAGGACAUAGGGAGGGGAAAGGAUUCUGGUUGUAAAGACACUGAAGUGUGGGUUUGGGGCCACACCUGUCAGGCUUACAAAAAUGUGUUUACAUCCCAGUAAAAUGUAAAGAUAUACGUCACCUGCCAGAUGCCAUUCUCAUCAAGUUCUUGCAAAUCCACUGAUUUAUGUUUAGAAGAAAAAAUAUAGUUCUGUUUUUCUUUUUUUGUUUCUUUUGUCAAUACUGCAUGAAUAUUAUGGGUUUCUAUACUGACAGCACAAGUGAUCUGUCUGACCCAAUCUCUCCUUCAGUUGUAGAAUGUGAAGGCUGGUAGGACUGUGGUCUGUCAUGUCUGUCCUCUGCAGUCUUAAAAAGGGUCUACUGUCUCUGUCCCCACAUAUGUAUAUUGUCAGGGUUUCUCUUUACAUUUUUCUCACUCACAGCUUUUCACUUCCAGGAUUUCCUCCCAUACCGGGAUCCAGAAGUUGUGAGACUCUCACCGCCUCUCUAUUAUCACCCAGACCUUAAAAAGCUGGUAGAGGAGUCGCCAUAUUUUAACAAAUUUAUAUUCAUUGCUACACUCAUGACAGCUAGAUCACAACAAAGAUGUGUAUUUCUUCCCUGAGCUAGUUGAGCUUUCAGUGUUCACCUGCAGUGCAGCUUCACAGCAGCACUCAGAGCAACAACACUUAUAGUUGUGAGAAUGAAGUGUCCUGCCUUAGUCGCUCACACCCCAAAACACCUUUAUUUCAAGAAACCUACAAUCACAAGUGCCGGAAUGUCUUGCCAAGCCAUGUCCACCAACGGGUGGGAUGUCUUAACUCUUGUUACACUCGUUUUCAUACAGUGUUCUUGUCUCUGUGUUUGUCUCUCUUGGCUACUCUGCAGCAUAGCCCUGCUGCUGCUCCAGCAUGUCAUUCAUCUCGUUUAGUUUGCACCAGCCUAACCGAUUGCAUUUCAGGGCUAACGUUCAUAUAAAAAGUGUUUGUGUGUGAGGUUAAUCACUUCCAGCUUCCACUUGAAUUGCAAGCUUGUCUGACAUUAAAAACCAUUCUCUUCUUACUCCUGAUUUCUGUCUCAAUUAGUGAUUAUCCCCCUGUGAACAUUUGCAGUUUUUUUUUAAUCUUCAGUUUCUGUGAGGUAGUAGGAGGAGUUUCAUGUGGGGAGGGGGGAUAGGAUCAUCUUUGAUCUUUAGUAAGUUAUCUUUAAUGGAGAAUCCAUGAAUGUCUUCAGUGGGCUGCUUAAGCCCACCUCUGUGUUCGGUUGAAUAAAUAAAUAAAUAUUAAUGAUCAGUAAAUAAUGUUAUUGUUGCGUUAUCGCAAUUGUUAAAAUGAUAACAUGUAUCAUUGGUGCCUGACUGUAGCUACAUUUUGCUUUUUCUGCCUUUCAUUUUUAAUCUGUGGAUAAAUUCGUAUUUUAAUUAAAAAUUUAAUUUAAAAAUG
This is a messenger RNA of Girardinichthys multiradiatus, 3663 nucleotides long. RefSeq names its product voltage-dependent L-type calcium channel subunit beta-1-like. The record is from RefSeq and is a predicted model, not a curated record. The transcript is spliced from 15 exons. Gene Ontology annotation, molecular function: protein binding; high voltage-gated calcium channel activity. Gene Ontology annotation, biological process: regulation of voltage-gated calcium channel activity; chemical synaptic transmission; calcium ion transmembrane transport. Lineage: Eukaryota; Metazoa; Chordata; Actinopteri; Cyprinodontiformes; Goodeidae. Bases 187 to 2208 code for a protein of 673 amino acids. Gene Ontology annotation, cellular component: voltage-gated calcium channel complex.